AUGGGUCGAAGUAAAGGGCAAAAUCGUCGAUUUCCAUUGAACAAAUAUCUUCAGAUUAAAAGAAAUCAAGACAUUCAACUUACUUCCGCCCUUGCGAAAGACAAAAAUUACGUUGCAAAGGCAAAGAAGCUGAAGCGACUCCAGUCAAAGGCAAUGAUUAUUGACGAGUCGUUUGAAAGGUUCAACGGGGAUGUGGAAUUAAGAGCUAAGGGUAAAAAUGGAGAAUACAGUGGUCGCUUAAUAAAUAGCAGGAAGCAAUCUCCAACCUCUUUGACUGAAGUUGGCAGAAUUUCUGGCCCUGAGCCCAGUUCUAGAAGGAGGUGCCAGGAGACUAUAAAGGUUGCCCAAACUCUCCAUGGAGCAACUCCCGACAACAUGCUUCCUGCCUAUGAAGGCAUCAUUGCUGCCCUCAAUACAAAUUGUUCAGUUCCAGAAUUAACCAAUAUGUUUAGGAAAUGCCCCAAGUUUUCUGAAAAGGUUAUCCCAAGGGUUGUGAAAGAUAAGAUAAAAGUCUUUGAGAAGAGUGAUGCCAACUUUGUAAGAAGUGUUAAUGUUCUGUACAGGGGGGGAAUUGCAAGUAAACAAAAAUACAUUUCAACCAGGUCAUCCCUCUCAAUGUGUGAGAAUGAAACUGGCAAGGGGAGAAAGCAUAUAGAGUUUAUGAAGAGGAUUCCAGUUCCUAGAUUGCUUACCUAUCAGAAAUUAAUGGAGAGGGUCAAACAAAUUGAUAUUGGUGAAUUACACGAUGUGCGAGAAAUUCUGUGUCAUGGGCUUGGUGAAGAAGACAAGGUAGAUGGAAAGUUUAGAAACCUUCUUCAACUUUUGCUAAGAAUGGCUAGUUUUUACCUCAAUGCAAACAAAAACAGAGUAGAUAAGCUAUGCUGGUUUGGGGAGGGUGUAGGCUCAUUCAAAGUUGCUAUUGGGGGGGAUGGAGCCCCAUUUGGUAAGGAUGAUCAAGCUGUAGCUUGGCUUGUGAGUUUUCUUAAUUGUAGGAAGCGUGUUUGUAGCCCUGCAGAAAAUUUUUUGUUGUUUGGGGCAAAUUGCUCUGAGGACUGUGAACCUGUUCGUAGAUAUGUAAUUCUGUUGACAGAGGAAAUGACGGCCAUUGAGGGGACUUCAUACCCUUUAGAAGUAGAUGGUAAACAGGUUAGUGUUUCCUUUCAGUUUGAACUAUUUCCCAAUGAUAUGAAAUACUUAGCAUUUCUUGGGGGUGAACUUACCAUCUCUGCAUCUUAUUUUUCUCCCUUUGCAGAUGUCUGUAAGAGUGAAAUUAACUGUCUCAAAGGAACAUUUGGUCUGACAUCUGACAAGAAAUGGAAACCUUGGAAAUACAGUGAUUGGUUGAAAGUAGCUGAUGCAGUGGCAAAAAAUAAAGAGCAAUUAGUUAAUUCAGCAUUAAGGCCAAGCACAAAACGAGAUAAGAUCACUUCUCUCAUUUCCCAGAAAAAAUCCAGGCAAGAAUUCCCCCCUCUUGUUGGUAAGUUCAUUGACAAAGCUAAAGUAGAGCCACUCCACCUGAAAAAUAAUGCAUGGCAACACUGGAAUUUAUCUGUGUUGAAGUAUGCACUGUCACGUAGUAACCUUGGCAGUUGUCAGUCAAUUCUUGAUGUUCCUACCGACAGUUGUUUUGGUAAGUAUUAUCAUAGUAUACGAUUUGUAGUGAAAGCAACAAGGUUGGCCAAAAAGGUGAGAAAAUGGUUUGCUGAUGGAAGAGAUAAAAACAAAGAUCUGGACUAUAGAUUUACAGGUAAGGAGUCUCGCCUCUUUUGUCAUUAUUUUAUGUCCAUUAUUCAAAAUCUUAGGACUGACUCAGACCAUCAGAGUCGUACAUUUCAAUUGCAUGUGUUUGCCUUCACAGCAAUAAAUCUCAGAGAUGCAGUUUCCCUUUUUAGCAGGGUUUCUCUCUCAAAUGAACAGGUUCAGAGUCUUCAGCAAGUUUGCUCUAACUACUUCAGAGCUACAGCACUCUUUCUGAUAAGUAAGCCAACCACCUGGACAAUUGGUCAUGUUGUUCCCCUUCAUGCCAAACUAAUUCACCAAAAGCUGGGGAUGGGCCUUGGCAUUAAUACCAUGGAGGGAAGGGAGGCCAAACAUGUUACCUUGGCUAAAUUUACUCAUAACACCCAGUUUAGUAACAGGUGGACUCAAGUUUUCAGACAUGAGUAUGUCUCACAGUUUUGGUUACGGGAGAAUGGGUGUGAUGAAACUGUGCAUAAGGACACAGUGGGGUUGUAUGUACCUAAAAGGUGUAGCACACCACAAUUUUGCUAUUGUGGGGAACCCAAACAGGUUGCUGAGCAGCAAUGCAUGUUCUGUUGUGACCCACUUAGGGACAUAAUUUCUAAAUGUGUAGUGGAAGGGAAAAUAACAAAUGCAGCAAAAGGAGUGUUAGAUCAUUAAAUUAAGAUU
This is a messenger RNA of Orbicella faveolata, 2409 nucleotides long. RefSeq lists its product as uncharacterized. Lineage: Eukaryota; Metazoa; Cnidaria; Anthozoa; Scleractinia; Merulinidae. The record is from RefSeq and is a predicted model, not a curated record.